UGCUGAUGAUAGAUUUUGGCAAGAUUUUAAUAGUUCAUAUGAAGAAGUUUUGAUUAAUGAAUUCAAAGAUCAGAUUAAAUAUUUAAAACUCUUAAAUCUUCUUGAUUCAAAAGAUUAUAUGAUUAGAUUUUCUGCAAACACAAAUGUUAGAUUUAUUUAUGAUUUUUGCGAAAAUGAAAAAUUAAAAGCUAUAUCAGAACAGAAAUUUAAUAAUACAAAAUUAUUUAGUUCAUUUGUAAAUCGAUUAGAUUAUAUUGUAGAAUUUAAGAAAUUUAGAGAAGAUAAUAAAAAACUAUGUCGAGAAGAAUGUCCUUGUUGUAAAAUUCGAAUGAUCUUUCAUAAAGAAAAAGCAAGAGAAAUAUUAGAAAAUAAGUAUAGUAAAUUUGAAGAAUUAAAUACACAUUAUACAACACUUAAACAUUUAACAAGAUUAUCACCAAAAUUGAUUAAAAAAUAUACAAAAAUAUUUCGUGAUUUAAUAAUAAACACAUUAACAGUUAAUGAUAGCAAGCUAGAAGGAGAAUAUAAAAUUAUAAAAAUAGAUGAAUCUAAAUUUAAAAAAGAUGUUUCAUGCUGGCGUGGCUAUCAAGAAUUAGAAAAAUUAGGAAUAAAACAUAUUCAUAUAAAUCAUUCAAAGCAAUUAACUCAAAGACAAAGAUUAAGAAAAAUUUAUAGCAAUACAAUCGAAG
Racocetra persica is the source of this 689-nucleotide messenger RNA. Lineage: Eukaryota; Fungi; Glomeromycota; Glomeromycetes; Diversisporales; Gigasporaceae. The record is from the annotation of a GenBank genome assembly.